This is a messenger RNA of Caenorhabditis remanei, 384 nucleotides long. RefSeq lists its product as uncharacterized. The transcript has 4 exons. Bases 1 to 384 code for a protein of 127 amino acids. The record is from RefSeq and is a predicted model, not a curated record. NCBI's taxonomy places the organism in Eukaryota, Metazoa, Nematoda, Chromadorea, Rhabditida, Rhabditidae.
AUGACAGAUAAGUCGCCUGAUUGUUUGUCCUGCUACGUUUCACAGUUAGAAAUGGCGGCUAACAACGUGGGAUACACACUGCAACCGUUGAUUCCUAUCAGAGUAAAUCUUCCCCCACAGUAUCAUCCCUUCUUCGUUCGGUUGCACAUGAACUUCUUAAGUCUUCAAAUCGAUCGUAAAUGGGAGUCGCUCCCGGAGAUUGAUCGCAUCCCUUACACAAUUGCCAUUUUUGCUAUUCUCGAUGACUUGGAACAACUGUUGGAUAUCGGAAUGAAACCGAAUACUGAGAACGGAGUACAAAGAGUCAUCAAGCUGAUGCGCCGAAUCAAAAACCUCAUAAGUCUGAUGACCAGUGUCGCGGAUGAUUCUAAUUUUAAGUUUUAA